CCGGAGUUAUUUUGGGGGACAUUUCUUCCUAUAAAUGUGCAUUUAACACCAAGGACAAGGCAUCAUCACGACCACCAUGGCCCUCCGCUUCCUCAUCUUCUUCCUCCUCAUCUCUUUUACAGGCGGUGCAGUGUUCACCCUCAAGAACAACUGCCGCUACACAGUGUGGCCCGGAAUACAGCCAGGCUCGGGGCACCCUGUCCUCGCCAAUGGUGGCUUCAGCCUGCACCCAAACCUCUCCGUCUCCGUCACCGCUCCCAACAACUGGUCCGGCCGCUUCUGGCCACGCACAUCCUGUCACUUCGACCAAAAUGGCAUUGGAAAAUGCGUCACCGGAGACUGCGGUACGGGCCUCCAAUGCACAGGCACCGGCGGAGCACCUCCAGCAUCACUUGCAGAGUUCACCCUCAACGCUCCUGUUGAUUUCUACGAUGUCAGCCUCGUCGACGGCUACAAUAUACCUGUGUCUAUUUUCCCGAGCUUAACGGCAAAGGGUUCAGCUGAGUGCCAUGCGGUACAGUGCGUGGGUGACUUAAACAAGAGGUGCCCCAAGGCUUUGCAGAUGGUUCAGGGGGGAAGGUUGGUGGGGUGCAAGAGCGCAUGCCUCGCAUUCGGGACACCGGAAUACUGCUGCACCGGUGCAUAUGCGAGCCCCAGCACAUGCCAGGCGUCAAGGUAUGCGAAGGCGUUCAAGGCCGCCUGCCCAACCUCAUAUAGUUACGCCUACGACGACGCCACCAGCACGUUCACCUGCCCCGGCGCCGAUUACACCAUCAAAUUUUGCUGAGGUGGCUUUGUGGCUGUCUGGUGGGAGGGUGGUUUUUAUUUUCCCAGUUUAUUUCCAUGUUUUCUAUUUAUUUACACUGGUUCAAAGCAAGGUGUUGAUGUAGUUACUGAGAUUUUAUGGAUGGUAGCUUGGGAAGUUGAAUAGUUGGAAGCAACACUUGGGCUUUGGUGAGUUGGUAGCUGGGAAGUUGGGGGAGGAAGACAUGCUUGGUUCAUAUGUUAUUUUUUUUGUUAAAAUCGAAGGAAAAAUAAUUAAAUAAAUAAAGGAAAAAGAAAAAAAAGACAGAGACUUCAAAAUUAGCUGCUUCUCUUUGGGCCUGAAGAAACAAUGUUAGGAAU
This is a messenger RNA of Amborella trichopoda, 1125 nucleotides long. RefSeq names its product pathogenesis-related thaumatin-like protein 3.5. The record is from RefSeq and is a predicted model, not a curated record. Lineage: Eukaryota; Viridiplantae; Streptophyta; Magnoliopsida; Amborellales; Amborellaceae.